CCCCCAACUCUCAUUUUCAAAGCUCCGGCUUACCCUUCUCUCUCCUUCUGCUUCUCUCCCGCUUCGAGUUUUUGAAGAAGAAGUGGAAAUGGAAGCGUCUCCUUCGUCCAAUAUUGCGAGUGUUUUCCACCUCCGAAACGCAGCCUUCGAUGAAACUUAUCGUCACAUAUCUUCGCUGUAUCUUGGAAUUCUAGCUAUUUGGUGCUUCUUUACAGUCUGCUGGGCUGUUAACACUUGGAGAAAUCGCGAUCUGGUUUUUGACAUCAACCAUCUGCACUGUGUUAUGGCGGCUGUUCCCCUGAUUAAGGUCGUGCAGCUAGGCUUUUCCUUUUCAUUUUGGUACUCGUGCGUUAAACUUCAGAUUUGCUCUUUGUGGAUGUCUUUUGGAGUCUAUGUAACUGGAAUACUUUUUCAAACAGCAUCAUUUAUGUCGUUCAUGCUCAUAUCACAUGGUUAUUGCAUCAUCUAUGAGCGUCUUUCUGUUCCUGAGAGGCGCAUGACUGCUGCAUUGGGUUGUGGUCUAUACUUAACUCUUGUUGGCUAUAAAGCUGCCAUUCCUUACUUCACAAUCUUUGCUUUACUGAACUAUUCUCUGUAUUUUUAUUUGAUCUUCCGCCACAUCUCCCAAAAUCUCCUUGUUUUGCGGGAACAGUUAAACUCAAUGGAAGAUGUGGAUGUACAAAGCAUGCACAAUACCCUGCGCAUGAAAUACAGUUUGUUCAAGAAGUUCAAAGGCACGAUGCAAAUUGUAGCUGUUGUUGAAUUUUUGGUCUAUAUGAAUGUUGCUGAAGCACCAGAUAACUAUUGGUUACGUUUAUUGGUUCGGGAAUCUGCGCAGUUCUGCAUUUUUCUUUACAUUGGGUGGACUUUCAGAGCAUUAGGACCAUCACCCCAUUUCUCUGUUAUGCCUAUCUUGAAGUCCAAAUGGGAGAUGGAAGUGCCCCCUAUAUAUAGCAUCGAAAUGGAUGCUACUGAUUUCAAUAAUCUGGCGUUCAGAGACUGGCAGUUUGGUGUGCCAACUUCUCGUCCAGCCCAGCUCAAAAGCUCCGUUGAUCCAUUGUUGAUUUUAGUUCAAAAUCCUUGUAGUGUGAGCAAAGUAACUCCAGAUAUUCUCAUGAGGUCAAAAAUCCCAACAUAUUAUGCUCCUACUGCUGCGGAGCCUCUUAAUAACGGCCAUCAGGUUUAGUUUCGAAGAUGAUCAUAUGGGACAGUACUAACCAACUCAGUGAACGGGCGCAUGAUUUAAAGCCUUCGCUAAAGACGAAAUCCACAAUAUAACCAGUUUAUUCUUCUCAUGUAAAAUAUUCAGAAAAAAAUAUGUGAAUGUUUUAGUUAUUAUGAGUAAAAAAGAGCAUGUAACGCUUGCACAUAUCCUGCCAGCUGCUCACCCAUUCUCAGCCAUAAAUUGUUCAGCAAUUUUCUUUUACAAAUUCUUCCUGAAGAUCAUCAUGUAAAUCUCAAAUUAGGACUAAUCUGCGGGAAAUAUUGUAUAUCUUCAGAGUUGUAUAUUAUUUCCUCAAAAAUUCAUGUAAUUUGUGUUCAUCUAAU
This is a messenger RNA of Phalaenopsis equestris, 1548 nucleotides long. RefSeq lists its product as uncharacterized. The coding region runs from base 89 to 1186 and encodes 365 amino acids. The record is from RefSeq and is a predicted model, not a curated record. Lineage: Eukaryota; Viridiplantae; Streptophyta; Magnoliopsida; Asparagales; Orchidaceae. The transcript is spliced from 9 exons.